This is a messenger RNA of Medicago truncatula (barrel medic), 839 nucleotides long. Its product is annotated as cytochrome c oxidase subunit 5b-2, mitochondrial. The record is from RefSeq and is a predicted model, not a curated record. Lineage: Eukaryota; Viridiplantae; Streptophyta; Magnoliopsida; Fabales; Fabaceae. Gene Ontology annotation, cellular component: mitochondrial envelope; respiratory chain complex IV. The transcript is spliced from 6 exons. Gene Ontology annotation, biological process: mitochondrial electron transport, cytochrome c to oxygen. Bases 126 to 578 code for a protein of 150 amino acids.
ACGAAAGAGCAUUUUUCACAUUCUGUAAUAACAAACAAUACUUUCAUUCUCAACUCUGUUUCGUUCUUCCUUCUUCCAUUUCCAAUCAAACGACGCCGUAACCACCGUAGAUCUCAAACACCAUCAUGUGGCGGAGAAUCGUUUCUUCUCCUCACCUCAAAACCCUAGCCUCUUCAUCUCAUUCUCAUCCUCGAUCCGCCGUCGCCGGUCUCCGAUUCGCCGGCCUCAGCCGCCACGUCGCCACACAAUCAGCUGGUUCGGUGAAGAAGACGGUUGAGGAUGUAGUUCCAAUUGCUACCGGUCAUGAACGUGAGGAGAUUCAAGCUGAUCUUGAGGGAAGGAAUAUCCUUGAAAUAGACCACCCUGAAGGUCCUUUUGGCACCAAGGAAGCACCUGCUGUUGUUAAGUCUUACUAUAACAGAAGGAUUGUUGGAUGCCCCGGUGGUGAGGGUGAGGAUGAGCAUGAUGUUGUCUGGUUUUGGCUGGAGGAAGGCAAGCCCCAUGAAUGUCCAGUGUGUGCACAGUAUUUUCAGCUUGAAGUGGUGGGACCUGGCGGUGAUCCUUAUGGACACCAUUGAUUGGAUGCUGCAGUUUUCCUUCAGGAAUAAAUUUUCCAAAGAGAUUGUUUUAUACCUUUCAAAAUCACGAUGCAAUGAUUUGUUUGGUUUUGACUGGUCUAGACCUUGCGGUUUUACAACUUCAGAGAGUUUCUGUGAUUAUUUAGACACAGGGUGGUCAUUUGAUUAAGCUACAAAUCCUGUUAGGUUGUCAUUUUUGCUCUGCCUAAUAAUUGAUAGCAACGCUAUGAUUCUUUAACAAAGUUUUUUUCUUUUGAAAUA